Molecule: messenger RNA, 3046 nt
Organism: Trachemys scripta elegans
Lineage: Eukaryota; Metazoa; Chordata; Testudines; Emydidae
Gene: GPR22
Product: G protein-coupled receptor 22
Exons: 3
Coding region: 1470-2771 (433 amino acids)
Biological process (GO): G protein-coupled receptor signaling pathway
Cellular component (GO): membrane
Molecular function (GO): peptide binding; G protein-coupled receptor activity
Source: RefSeq, a predicted model, not a curated record
CAAGGUAGGCUGUCAUUCUGCAAAAGCUGUCCAUAGUAAGCUUUCCUCUGAGAAGUAUUGCUGUUCCUUUUUAGAAAAGCUGAAUCUAAAUGUUGUCUCUGGAGACAAGAAGCCUUCAGUAUGUUAAAUUACUUUCAUUAUGUAUUUUCAGAUGCUUAUUGAUUCUACAAUAGGACGAGUGGGAGACUGCAGCAGCCUCUAAAGCAGCACUACAUGUUGUAUACAUUAGCAGUAUGCUGAAACAAUGGCACAACACAGGCACAAAUUUUCAUUAAGGUCAUUUUUUGAAGAGAUGCUUAUGACCCUCUUUCCCCUGUACUCUGCUAACAAGUGAACAAAAUGAAUCCCUCAAAAUUGGAACUGCUUCAUCUGCAUCGAGAACUGAUCAAAUCCUUAGUGGAGGGCAUGCCGCAUCUAAUUCAGUUUUACUACUGACAAUAUGAAGAAUGCAAUUGACUGGGCAUCUUUCUAGCUGUCUGAUCUACAAGCUACAGGAUGUACUUAUAAUAUAAACUCUUAAGAAAUAAAGGAAUUAGAAUAAAACCAUGGAACAGGUUCUAUUUCUACGUAAGUGUUUAACACUUCAACAAUAUACAUAGAAGAUUAGCACAUCUGCUCAUAUUUUCAUGAAAAGAAGAUUAAUAUAAUGGUUUAUUCCUAAAACAAAAUGGUGAGCAUUUCUUAAAAAGGGAUUUAUAAUUUAAAACCAGAUUUACGGAAACUACUGAUUCAAGAAGAAACAAAGGAGAAUGUGCAUACUUCAUCAGCAAGCUAAACAAGGCUUUAAUCAAGCUUUUUCUACACUACAUAUUAAGUCACUUCUUUGUCAUAAUGACUAAUGGAUAUUUUUUCUCUUAAUUUUAUGACCUUUUAUGUAUUCUCCUUUAAUGAAAAUAAACCAAAUUAAGCAGUCCAUAGUUUCCAUCAAAGCACAUGAACUGGAUUUUACAAUGUAAAACAACUUAUGUGACAAAGCCAUCACUCUAAAGUAAUGAGAAGUAUUAUAAAACCAAAUGUGCAAUUGUAACUAAAGGAUGCCUAAAUAUAUUUUUGAAGCCAGAAACUGGAUGUCUCUGUUUUUAUUUUCAUUUAUCCUGGAAAAUAAAAAUAUGCUGCCAUGAGAUGCAAAGGGGGAAUUUAAUGUCACUUAAAAGAAGUUUUGUUUUUAUUGGUGGCUUUAGAAAGCAGAACAAACAAUAUGCACUGGUCUCUAGAAAUAUUUCAGGAAAUUAAGUCCUUUUGUUCAAUCACAAAAUUGUGCUCCUGAAGUGUUGGAACCAAAAAAAAAAAAAAAGGAAAAACAUUCUGCAAGGGAUGAAAUAGAGCACAGCUACAACUCAGCUGCCAGGUGAAAUGCAUGUCAAAAUUCUGUCAGUGACACCAUGUAUCAAUUUAUGACAAGCUGCUACAGUGAGCUGAAAGGCCCUUGAGGCAACAGAAAACAGGACAAAAACAACUGCAACAAAAGAAUGUGCUUCUCUCCCAUUCCGGAAGUCAACAUGCAGUCUGAAUCUAACAUUACAGUUCGAGAUGCCAUUGAUGACAUCAACACCAAUAUGUACCGAGCACUGUCAUAUCCAUUAAGCUUUCAAGUUUCUCUCACUGGAUUUCUGAUGUUAGAAAUUGUGUUGGGACUUGGCAGCAACCUCACCGUGUUGGUACUUUACUGCAUGAAAUCCAACUUAAUCAAUUCUGUCAGUAACAUUAUUACAAUGAACCUUCAUGUACUUGAUGUAAUAAUUUGUGUGGGAUGUAUUCCUCUAACUAUAGUUAUUCUUCUGCUUUCACUGGAGAGUAACAGUGCUCUAAUUUGCUGCUUCCAUGAGGCUUGUGUUUCUUUUGCAAGUGUUGCGACCGCAAUCAACGUUUUUGCUAUCACUUUGGACCGAUAUGAUAUCUCUGUAAAACCUGCAAAUCGAAUUCUGACAUUGGGAAGGGCUGUGAUGUUAAUGACAUCAAUAUGGAUUGUCUCUCUUUUCUCCUUCCUGAUUCCCUUCAUUGAAGUCAAUUUUUUCAGUCUUCAAAGUGCAAGUACUUGGGAAAAUAAAACUCUUUUGUGUGUCAGUGUAAAUGAAUACCACACUGAACUGGGAAUGUACUACCAUCUCCUAGUACAAAUUCCAAUAUUUUUCUUCACCGUUAUAGUAAUGCUAAUUACAUAUACCAAAAUACUCCAGGCUCUUAAUAUUCGAAUAGGCACAAGAUUUACAACAGGGCAAAAGAAAAAAGCCAGAAAGAAAAAGACUAUUUCUUUGACCACACAACACGAGACUACUGAUGUGUCACAAAGCAGUGGCGGGAGAAAUGUAGUCUUUGGCGUAAGGACUUCAGUUUCAGUAAUAAUUGCCCUACGGCGAGCUGUAAAACGACAUCGUGAACGACGGGAAAGACAAAAGAGAGUCUUCAGAAUGUCCCUGUUGAUUAUUUCAACAUUUCUUCUCUGUUGGACACCCAUUUCUGUUUUAAACACUACAAUUUUAUGUCUGGGCCCAAGUGACCUUUUGGUAAAGCUGAGAUUAUGUUUUCUAGUUAUGGCAUACGGAACAACUAUAUUUCACCCUCUACUUUAUGCAUUCACUAGGCAAAAAUUUCAGAAGGUCCUGAAAAGUAAAAUGAAAAAACGAGUCGUUUCAAUAGUGGAAGCAGAUCCCAUGCCGAAUAAUGCUGUAAUACAUAACUCAUGGAUAGAACCUAAAAGGAACAAACAGAUUACUUUUGAAGACAAUGAAGUAAGGCAGAAAUGUUUAGUACCUCAGGUUGUCACUGACUAGUUUUCAGUAAAGUAUUCACCAAAUCAUCCAAGAGGAAAUAUAUGAACAAACUGUAGAAAAUACUGCCAAAUAAGGGAAACUUUUUAAAUAUUGGCUAGACUGUAAAUUUUCUAUAUAUAUAUAUAUAUAUUAUAUAGAUUAGGCCUUGUAUAUUCAAUUUCUUCAUUACUUAAUAUACAUGUUGCAUGGCAGUUUGUUAGCGUAAUAUCGUGUAUAUUUGUCAAAAAGAUAUUAAUGUAAGUCAUAUUUUCUAAAAAAUAAAUAGCCUUAAAGCA